Myiozetetes cayanensis is the source of this 8167-nucleotide messenger RNA. RefSeq names its product diaphanous related formin 2 (gene DIAPH2). The transcript is spliced from 28 exons. NCBI's taxonomy places the organism in Eukaryota, Metazoa, Chordata, Aves, Passeriformes, Tyrannidae. The record is from RefSeq and is a predicted model, not a curated record. Gene Ontology annotation, molecular function: small GTPase binding; actin binding; microtubule binding. Gene Ontology annotation, cellular component: actin filament; cytoplasm. Bases 63 to 3647 code for a protein of 1194 amino acids. Gene Ontology annotation, biological process: actin filament polymerization; actin cytoskeleton organization.
AGAGCUCGGCCCGGGGCAGCGGCGGAGCGGAGCGGAGAGGAGCGGAGAGGAGCGGCGGCACCAUGGACGGGCAGGCGGCUCCGGGCGCGGGCGGCGGCGGCGAGGAGCCGCUGGGCUCCGGCAGGAUGAACCCGAAGCGGGGCGGGCGCGCCGCGGAAGAGGAGAGCCGGAACAAGCCCAAGCUGAAUAUUCAAAUAAAAACUUUGGCAGAUGAUGUGCGGGACAGGAUUACAAGCUUCAGGAGAUCAGCAGUGAAAAAAGAGAAGCCUCUUAUUCAGCAUCCUAUUGACUCCCAGCCUUCCAUUAGUGAGAUCCCCCAUGCCCAGGCUCUUGCUGAUGAGCGUUGCAUGAACUUAUCAGAAAAAGAAGUGAUGGAUCUCUUUGAAAAAAUGAUGGAAGACAUGAAUCUAAAUGAGGAACGUAAAGCUCCUUUAAGAGAUAAAGACUUGAGCACAAAACGGGAGAUGGUUGUCCAAUACAUUUCUGCAACUGCCAAAUCCAUAGUCGGAAGUAAAGUUCCGGGUGGACUGAAAAACAGCAAGCACGAAUGCACACUGUCCUCACAAGAAUAUAUCCAUGAACUGCGAUCUGGAAUUUCAGAUGAAAAACUUCUUAAUUGCCUGGAGUCUUUGAGAGUGUCUCUAACCAGCAAUCCAGUCAGCUGGGUUAACAAUUUUGGACAUGAAGGGCUUGGGCUUCUGUUGGAUGCAUUGGAAAAGCUUCUGGACAAGAAACAGCAAGAAAGUAUUGAUAAGAAGAAUCAACAUAAACUUAUCCAGUGCCUCAGAGCAUUUAUGAACAAUAAAUACGGUUUGCAAAGGAUUUUAGGAGAUCAAAGAGGUCUCUUGCUGUUAUCAAGAGCAAUUGAUCCAAAGCAACCACACAUGAUGACUGAAACAGUGAAAAUACUUUCUGCCAUCUGCAUUGUCGGAGAGGAAAACAUUCUGGACAAGCUUUUAGCUGCUAUAACAACUGCUGCUGAAAGGAACAAUAGGGAAGAACGUUUUUCUCAGAUUGUUGAAGGAUUGGAGAACCAUGAAUUCAUACAGCUGCAGAUAGCUUGUAUGCAGCUCAUCAAUGCCCUCGUUACAUCUCCAGACGAUCUGGAUUUCAGGAUACACUUGAGAAAUGAGUUUUUACGUUGUGGCCUGAAGAAAAUAUUACCUGCCUUGAAAGAUAAGGAAAAUGAUGAGCUUGAUAUUCAGCUGAGAGUGUUUGAUGAGAACAAAGAUGAAGACCACUUUGAACUGUCACACCGUCUCAGUGAUAUCAAAGCUGAAAUGGACGAUGUGAGUGAAGUAUUUCAUCUGCUGUAUAACUUGGUGAAAGAUACUUCUUCUGAAAAUUACUUCUUGUCAAUUCUCCAACACUUCCUUCUCAUCCGGAAUGAUUACUAUAUCAGACCUCAGUAUUACAAGAUCAUAGAAGAAUGUGUGUCCCAGAUAGUGUUGCACUGCAGUGGCAUGGACCCAGAUUUUAAAUAUCGGGGAAGGUUGGACGUGAAUUUUACACAUCUUGUUGAUGCAUGUGUGGACAAAGCUAAAGUAGAAGAGAGUGAAAAGAAAGCGGCAGAAUUUUCCAGAAAGUUUGAUGAAGAGUUCACAGCUCGACAAGAGGCGCAAGUGGAACUUCAGAAACGAGAAGAGAAAAUCAAAGAACUCGAAACAGAAAUCAAACAGCUACGAACCCAGGGUCCAGUCCUGACAGGUCAACUGACAGAAGGACCAACAUUACCUGCCACCCUGCCAAGUGAGAACGCACCACCAUCUCCAGCGCCUCCACUGCCUGGUGGAGCAAUCCCGCCUCCUCCUCCGCUGCCUGGUGGAGCAGCAAUUCCUCCCCCUCCUCCCCUUCCUGGUGGAGCAGCAAUUCCUCCUCCUCCUCCCCUUCCUGGUGGAGCAGCAAUUCCUCCUCCACCUCCACUGCCCGGUGGAGCAGCAAUUCCUCCUCCACCUCCCCUUCCUGGGGGAGCAGCAAUUCCUCCACCUCCUCCUUUGCCUGGUGGAGCAGCAAUUCCUCCACCUCCUCCUUUGCCUGGUGGAGCAAUACCACCACCUCCUCCUCUGCCUGGUGGAGCAGUACCACCACCACCUCCACUCCCUGGGGGAGGAGUCCCUCCUCCUCCACCACCGCCUUUUGGUGGGCCUCCGAUGCCACCACCUCUUGGAGGUAUUCCCUUUGCUCCCUUUCCGGUGGCACCAGCGUUACCACACGGGAUGAAGGAGAAGAAGAAGUAUCAGCUGGAAGUCUCCAUGAAGAGGAUCAACUGGUCAAAGAUUGAGCCUCAAGAGAUAGGAGAAAACAGCUUUUGGGUAAAAGCUGAAGAAGACAAAUUUGAAAACCCGGAGCUGUUUGCAAAAUUGGCGCUUACCUUUGGAACCCAAAUGAAAGCCAAAAAGCCAUUAGAAGAAUCGGAAGAAAAGAAAGCAGCGCAGUCAAAGAAAAAGAUCAAAGAAUUAAGAGUUUUGGAUGGAAAAUCCGCACAGAAUUUAUCAAUAUUUUUGGGUUCUUUCCGUUUGCCUUAUGAAGAAAUAAAAAAUAUCAUUUUAGAGGUUGAUGAAGAGAAGCUGAGUGAAUCCUUGAUUCAGAACCUAGUGAAGAAUCUUCCUGAGCAGAAGGAACUCAAUGCCUUAGCUGAAUUAAAGGAUGAAUAUAAUGAUCUUGCUGAGCCGGAACAGUUUGGAGUUGUGAUGAGCUCAGUGAAGAUGCUGCGACCACGUCUCAAUGGGAUCCUAUUCCGGCUUAUGUUUGAGGAGCACGUGAACAACAUCAAACCUGACAUCAUGGCAGUGACAAUGGCUUGUGAGGAGCUGAAGAAGAGUGAAAGCUUCAGUAAGCUGUUGGAGUUGGUGCUGUUCCUUGGAAACUACAUGAACUCUGGCUCCAGAAACGCACAGUCCCUCGGCUUCAACAUCAGUUUUCUUUGCAAGAUUCGAGAUACUAAAUCAACAGAUCAGAAAACAACCCUCUUGCAUUUUCUGGCAGAAAUCUGUGAAGAGAAUUACAAGGACAUCUUAAAAUUUCCAGAUGAAUUACAGCAUGUUGAGAGUGCAAGUAAAGUUUCAGCCCAGACUCUGAAGAGCAACCUUGAUUCCAUGAACCAGCAGAUCCAGCGGCUAGAAAAUGACAUUAACAAUUUCCCUAAGACACAAGAUGAAAACGAUAAGUUUGUAGAGAAGAUGAGCAGCUUUGCUGAGAGUGCUCGAGAGCAAUAUGAAAAAUUGUCCAAUAUGCACAACAAUAUGACUAAAUUGUAUGAAAAUUUGGGAGAAUACUUUACCUUUGAUCCCAAAGCAAUAAGCAUAGAAGAAUUCUUUGGUGAUCUGAGCAACUUCAGAACUCUAUUUUUGGAGGCAUUAAAAGAAAACAACAAAAGAAGAGAAUUGGAGGAGAAAACGAAGAGAGCCAAACUGGCGAAGGAGAAGGCUGAGCGAGAGAGGCUGGAGCGACAGAAGAAGAAGCAGCAGUUGAUUGAUAUGAACAAAGAGGGUGAUGAGACAGGAGUGAUGGACAGCCUGCUGGAGGCCUUGCAGUCAGGAGCAGCGUUCAGAGAUCGCAGGAAACGAACACCAAGACCACAAGAUAACAAACGAGUAGCUUUGGAAAGGUCUCGUUCUCGCCACAAUGGAACAAUUGCAGCUGUAUGAUUCUUCUGAUGCCAAAGAAUUAAUGAAUUGUUUUAUUUACAAUUAAAUGGAUAUGCUUUGGAAAGAGUUUAUGAUAUGAAUUGGCAAUGAUCGUAAAGGAAUACUGGUAUUGAUUAAAUGAGAUGCUGUAAAAAUAUGUAAUUUUAAAGCUGUUGCUAAAUAAUCCACAUACUGUAUCUUAUUACCCCAACUACCAAGAUCUGUAAACAGUGUUAAACAGUAGGAUAUAUAUCUUAUUUUCUUAUGUUCUUUCUUUUUUUUUUUUUUUUAAACCCUUUUUUUUAAGCUGGCAACUCACAUGAAAGGAGUUGGGGAUUUCUAGGUUUUGUUUUAUAUGGGUAAGAAAAUACAGUUCUGUUGAAAGAGUACAGCUGUGGAUUCCAUUUGCAGUUCUGAUUUGAACAUGAAAGGAAAAAAUAAUAAAAUUGUAUGUUAAUAAAUUCAGAGAUGAGCUGGUCUACAUUAUCAGAAUCUUUUUUGUAACCAUAAAAAAAGCAACACAUAGCCCUAGUCAAGUUGCUGAAAACCUUAUCUCAAUGUAAAGCCUGGCGGUUUCAGCUGUUUUAGCUGCAAGUAGGGUAUACCACAUAUCUACACUUCUGGUGAUAUGAUGAUGUAUAGUUACUUAUCACUGCUAAAAAAAAAAAGAAAAAGAAAAAAAAAAGAACAGAAAACAGAGCAUAGGAUUUUACCAAAAUUAAAUGAUGUCAAAGGCAGGAUAUGUUUUUAACUGUAUCUAAGGAGGAAUUUUUCUAAUUACGCACUUAUAUAUUCUUUAUAAAGAUAUUUGGGGGAAAAUAUGAUUGUCCUAUUUUAAUUAUGCUAAAAGUACCUUUGUGUAGGUUUUUAGAGACAAGCUACAUUACGAAGUUAUUCAAAACUGCCUCUGAGUUUUUCCUCUGUUUCUCAGGUAAAAUAUGUAGCGGGAUCUCUACUGGUGGAUUUCAGUGCUGAGUUUAGCAGCUAAGAACAAAUUUCCUACCUGGAGCACUCUCUAGCAGUGAUCAAUGCUUGCAGCAAUUUGAUUUUUUGGGAAGCUCCUCCCAUCCUACUUUGUAUACAGGCCCCCUGCACUGCAGUACCUCAGGUGAGCAGUCAGUUCAGUAGCUGACACUGUAUGUUCUGCCACUCACUGGGAAACCAGAGUUCCCUUUGCUCCCCGAACUCCAGCUGAAUGUACAGACUGUUUGGUGUUCAGGUCAACCUUCACCAUCCUUUCUACUGAAAGUUCAUUGCUUAUCUGAUGGGAUGGAGGACUUGAAGUGGGAGUUCCAGUGGAACUGCUUCACAUGCUUCUCAGCUAUGAUAUUUUUUAAAGAUCAGGAUCUUGUAGAUGGCACUUGUUCUCAAAUUAUUAAUGCUUUUCACUGAUUGAUGAAAUUAUUAUGAAUACUUUUAUUGCCUGGUGUUAUGGGGAACUUUUUUUUAAUGUUAUAUAGAGUGUUUGGAAGGUGAAGUGUCACAUGGUUUUCUGUGCACAAACUGGUAGCUCUAGAGGAACGUUCGCUCCUGGGGCAGUACCUUUGCACUACUGCUUGAGCCAAGCAUCUUUGUACAGUAGGUCCUUUUUGCUUCUCUCGUGAGAUAUCUUGAAGACUAUCUGACUAGUUUGGGAUAAAUUCUCACAGUUUCGAACUACAAAUCCAAUUAUUGUAAGAAAAGAUACAGCUCCUUUUCAACCUAGUGUUGAAUUUUUUUUUUUUUUUUCCAAAACUUGUCUUCAAAGAAUACGAGGGGUUUGCCCAUAACUCUAAACAUAGGAAUACAACUGAAGCCUAAUGAAAUGUGUGCUGUCAACUGAUUUUCUCCCUGAACUGUUCAGGGUUUUUAGUGACAAACUAAAGGGUUUUAUGGUACUUCAGGAAAAAAAAAAAAGCAUGCAACAGGAUUCUGUCUCCCUGUCUUAUCAGUAAGAGAUACAAAGAAUUAUAUCCUGUUUUGAGCAAGGUCAACAUCAACCUUGUACUGAAGCAUAACUUUUUUUUUAAAUGAAACUAUUACAUUUAAGCACAAAUAAAUGUGCUUAAUGUACGAAGCCAGUUUAAAGGAUUAGGUUCAUAAUGUCUAUAUAAAUCAAUAGUGUAUUAGAAUUCAGAUUCUGAAAGUAACAUUUUGCUGGGAUUUACAAGUAGUGGUAUAAUCUUUAUAAUCUUUAUACAUGAAAACUCAAAAGCUCUGAACAGAAUCUUUAUACGGUAGCAGUAAUUAUUAGAGCACAAGUUUUUCAUAUCCAUGGGUUGUUUUUUUAUUUUAAAGCUCUGUGAAAGCUGGCUACAGAUUUUCAAGAACCAAAUUUUAUGAAAAAAAAGGCAAAUCCAAAAUAACAUCAUCUGAUGCUUCUAUUUUACUACUAUUUUUUUCAUAUUUGAAACAUUUAUAUAAUUUAAUGGACAUAUCUGUUAGGGCAAAAGUGUCUUUCAAAUGAAAAAAUAGUUUAGAAGAUAAUUUAUGUAAAUAUAGGGUGCUCGUAUUUAUGAAGUCUAAAAUAUUUUCUGAAAUUGAUGCUGGUCACUUUGUCUUUUGAUAGUUUUUCAGUCUAUAUUAAAUUGCAGAUAUUUUUAAUGUUUUUAUUAUUGAUCUAAUUUUCAGAGGUGUCACAUGUUUAUCUAGAAGUGUAGAAGAGUAGCACCUUUUUCAGAAAUGCACUUGCCUUAUUUUCUAAUUUUAAAAAAAUGAAAUAUAUCAGUUAAAUUAUAUUUGUAUUCAAAGUAAUCCCAGAAAGAAAAUCGCUGGAGGGUUCAUACAUAAAUUUCUUGCUAAUUAUGUUUCACUAUAUGUCCUCUGAGACAUUACGUUAACAAUAUACCAGCACAUCUGUUUGCAUUCACAUUUUACCAGUUACAAGUACUGAAGAGAGUUUUUUUUAAAUGAUGUUACACUGUUUACAUUUCUUAGUUUAUUUAAGAGGAAGAUAAUUUUACCUUUGCAAUGAAUUGAACUAAAUUUGCAAAUGUCAUGGGAAUGAAAUGUUUAAAUCAUAUACAAAUAUACAUCUCUGUUGCUUAACUACUGGCUGUACAGAUCAGAAAUGUAAAGACACUAUAGACUUUUUUUGCUCAAGUUUGAUGCAGUUUACUGAAAAAAAAAAAGUGCAACACGGUUUGUUAUGUAUGUUUGUUUGUGAUUCAACAAAUAUCCUUUCCCAGCACACAAGUGAUGUUUGGUUUGAGUGUUAAUCAUAUUAUGAGCUGAUGCUAAAGCCAAAACAAAAUUGGUGCCUCAGAGGGCACUGACAAAGAGCUCCAGGAAGUAUUCCCAGAAAUACUGUUACGUCAUUUGUUCUGGUUUUAGCUGACCAUGGUCAAUAUGAAAAAUAUUAUCUAAAAUUAUCUGUUCUUCUUGAAAAUUCAGAUACAAAUGGAAACAUUCCCAUAGUUCCCUUGUGUGAUAUGCAAAUAGUCACGAAUAUCUGUAUAUUUUUGCAUUUUUGUGUGUGGUAUAUGUACUACCUCAGACAAAUGCUGUAAAAAACGUAAUAUUUUCAUGGUUUCUAUCCAAGCCACAAUUCAUUAGUAACCUACUUUAAAUUCAUCCCACAACACACAAACAGUUUGCAAAACUCUGAGAAUCUGGCUGAGUUUUAGGUUUGGCUGGAAAUCCUCCUAUAGCUCUUGUUCAAGAAACUUCACAACUUUCAGCUUUUGUAUCCCUCAGGCAAAUCCUGCUUUGAUGGGUGAAUUUAGUACUUCCUAUACUGAGAAUGACAUAGCUAGUAAAUAUUUAAAGCUGGUAAUAGUUCUGUGGGAGCAAACUUACCUAUAUAUGUAAAUUGCUUCUUUUCCAUUAAACAAAGGCUUGGCUGAGUUCUACUUUACUGUUUGCCUUCAAAUUGCUGCGAGGUCAGGCAUAACAAGUGCUAAGUGAUACAGCAACUUAAAGCCCACCUCUGAUGUGCCAUACUGUAUUUGCAAGUUACUCAUUUUUAAAUAAGUAUUGUAAGAAAAUCUCUACAGCUCUUCUGCAGUGUCUCCGCACAUGCCCACGCAUGCACACAAACUGUAAAUAAUAAAAAUAAAAAUAAAAAAAAAAGUCAAAGCAGAUAAAGCCAAAUCCCUCAGCUUCAGGUGUCUCCGUUUCAGAUCACAUAUUGCUGCUUUUUGUGCUCAAGGAAGGGAGUUGUGUAAGCCUGUGAAUUCUGCAGUCCUGCAAGCUGUCGCUCGGCACCCACUGAUGUCAUUAGGAGAAUGGUAAAGGAGAAAGAUUUGUUCUUGUAGUGCUUCUUUUAGCACUGUUUGAGGUGAUACAUAUGCCACAGAAUGUGAACAAUAACCUAUUACAGCUCAGGCAGUCUGCUAUCAUGCACCAUUUGAUUUCCCUUUUGGAAGUCACAGGACUCCUGAUGCCAAAAACAAAAACAAAAAAAAAGAUUAAAAAAAAGGUGACAAAACUCAUGCAUUUCUAUUUUUUAAACAGCUCUGUGUUUGUAUGUAAUGUUUAAAAUAGGAAUUUGAUGAAAUCACAGCCUGGCCAUUGUUAAUCCUUGUAUUCUGAAAACUGUAAUAAAGAUAUACAUAACAUGA